This is a messenger RNA of Nakaseomyces glabratus, 1059 nucleotides long. RefSeq names its product pyridoxine 4-dehydrogenase. Lineage: Eukaryota; Fungi; Ascomycota; Saccharomycetes; Saccharomycetales; Saccharomycetaceae. Gene Ontology annotation, cellular component: cytoplasm. The record is from RefSeq and is a predicted model, not a curated record.
AUGUCCAAGAUUCAACAGAUUAGAAACACCAUUAGGAGCAUUGGUACCGGUUACGGUCUGAUGUCCUUGACCUGGAAGGCCGUUCCUACUGAGCAGGAACAAGCCUUCGGUGCCAUGAAGAAAGCCAUUGACCUGGCUCGUGCUUCCAACCACAUUGCGUUCUUCAAUGUCGGUGAGUUCUACGGUAAGGACCGUGUCAACUUGCACCUUGUCAGAGACUUCUUCAAGAAGUACCCUGAAUUGAGAGAGCACGUCAUUAUCUCCUGUAAAGGUGCCAUGGACUUGUCAGACCUGCACGCAAUGGGUAAGUACGAUGACGUUGUCAAGAGUGUUGAGGCUUGUACAGAGGCUAUCGGUGGCUUCAUUGAAAUCUUCGAGCCUGCUAGAUUGGACAUGGACAUCUGCAAAGAAGGCGAAGUGUAUCCAAAGGAAUCCAUCCAAGCCCUAAAGGACUUGUGUGACAAGGGUGUCAUUGGUGCCAUCUCCUUAUCUGAAGUUGACGAAAAGGUCAUCAACGCUGUUGCUGCUGAUUUCGGCGAGUACCUGGCCUGUGUUGAGGUCGAGCUUUCUUUGUUCUGCGACGACAUCCUACACAACGGUGUCGCCAAGGCCUGCAGUGACCACAACAUGGCUAUCAUCUGUUACUCCCCAUUGGGUAAGGGUAUCCUAACUGGUCAAAUCACUAAGAACUCUGAUAUCCCAGAUGGUGACUUCAGAAAGAUGCUAAAGAGCUUCUCCGAUGAAGCUCUACAACACAACCAAGAAAUUGUCAGCUUCAUUAGAACUGAGAUCAUCGAGAAACGUCCUGCCGGUAAGGAAAUUACUCUACCUCAAGUCGCCUUGGCCUGGAUUAAGCACUGGAAUGGUGACAGCAGUUAUCCAAACGCUAAGUUCAUUCCUAUCCCAUCUGGUUCCAGCGCUGCUAGAGUCGCUGAAAACUUUGAUGAGGAGAAAUCCACCAUCUCUGAUGAAGAAUUCAAGAAGUUGAACAAGUACGCUUUCAACUUCAAGCCAGUCGGUGCCAGAUACGAAUUUGUCUCUGACCCAACUAAGCACUAG